AUGGCAUGUCCUCGCGUAGCUGUGCUCAGCUCGUCAUCCGUUGGGACAGUGAACCGAUUUCUACCGCUGGUCUCUGAACUGGUUCAGCGCAAGUGCGACGUGCGCUACUACAUCGCAGAUCCCGCUUUCGAAGAUGCCAUCCGGCACGCAGGGGCUGUGGUGGAGCUGUUUGAUGACUUCUGUGGACGUUGCCCUGACUUGUUGGCCGCAGACGCUAAGACAUGGUUUAAGGAGGUGGCGUUACCUUCUGCGGUGCAGAAUCAUAUUGAGCUGGAGCGAUAUUUCUAUGCUUUGCCUGCCGGAGUUUGCUUGGCGGCACGUUUACUGAAGCUCUGGGAAGCUCCGAGUGCCUGGGUGCCCACGCUGGUGCUGUACAGCAUCGGAGAUCUGCAUCCAUGCCUUGUGUCGGCAAAGCUCGGCAUACCCGCGAUUGCACUUGUGCCAUGCUUCCUGCUAGACUGCUACCCAUCCUGCUUCUCAGAGCAUGGGGAGGAACGUAGUUCCUGGCCGGCCCUCGUAGCAGAGCACGAGAAUGUGCAGAGAGCAAAUGCCAUUGCCCAGGAAGACUUUGGCAGAGACGUGCUGAAAGAGUUCCUGCCAUGCAGGUACUUCAGCCACUGUUUGAACAUUGUUGUCUCAAUACCUGAUAUAGAAUCCCAAGAGAGCCUGCAGAAGCCGUGGAUGAAAGAGCUUCCAUUUGCCUGGGUGGGCUUCACUGGUAACCAGGCAUACCACAUCAACGGCAUCUUUGUGAGGGAAAAGAACAAGUUGCACCGCUUGCCCAGUGACGUUUCAGCAGUUGAUUGUCCCUGGCGAAUGCCCCUACCUGGAGGAGUGAAGAUUCUGGUCGUCAGCCUGGGAUCUCAUAUCGUUGGGGACGGCUGGAGUGUGUUGCAGAAGUCGGACUCGGCUCCAUUCACGGGCCGCGACUUCAGCCGCCGGGUGUGGCGUGAGCUGGUGGACUUUUUCCGGGGCCGAAAUGAUGUCCGCGUAGUCCUGGCAAUUGGGCCACAGCCCGAUGCAGCUGAAGGACUUGGGAAGAUUCCGGGCAACUUCAUAGCACGCCGAAGUAUUGCGCAGAUGGAUGCAUUGUCCAGGGCAAGCGCGCUCAUCACCCAUGGCGGUUCGAACAGCGUCAUGGAAGCCCUGCUGGCUGGGGUGCCGCUGGUUGUCAUCCCUUGCACUUCCGACUCUUAG
Molecule: messenger RNA, 1197 nt
Organism: Symbiodinium pilosum
Lineage: Eukaryota; Dinophyceae; Suessiales; Symbiodiniaceae
Source: the annotation of a GenBank genome assembly